AUGGAGGUUCACAGGACCGAGUGGGAAGAUAGACAAUAUCAUUUGGAGAGCAUAAUAAAAAAGCAGUUUUACAACAAACAUGAUGAUAUAAAAGGGGAUGAGCAGAACGUUGGAGGAUUAAUUUCAAGAAAGAAGUUCAAACCGGAAGAACCUUGUAAAUGCUACAACUGCGAACACGUCAUACUGGUUGUAACAGAGUAUGUACAGAAGGAGUGUGUUUUGGAUAGAUAUGUUUUAGCUUACAAGACAUUGCUUGAAAAUAUAGAUUCCUAUGUUCAUGAAAUUAGGAACCAGUCUGACAUCGACCAUAUUGUGUAUAAUAAUUUUUUAUCGAAAGAUGAUCCACAUGUUUUCAAUAACGUUAAUAAAAAAAGUGCACCAUGCGCAACGAGUGUGGCAGAGGAUCGCCAGGAUGUUGAGAUGGAAACCUACACCAUUUCAACCAUCAUUACGAUAAGGACAAAAAUAUUGAAUGCCCUUCCCAUGCUAAAAGGGGUUUUAAAAAAUUUGUCCCACGAUGAGCAUAGUCAUUAUUAUAUAAGUAGCAGGGUUGGCAUUAUCGAGAGGGUGAAAAAUAAGAUAUACAGUUAUGUCAUGCGGAAAGAGAAAGACUGCACGUAUGAGGGUGUGCAAAUGAGGGGCACGAAGGUGAAUCAAGUGCGUUUGCGCGAGCCGUCGAAGGAUUGUAGCGACAGUUAUGAUGAGGUAGGGAACCGCGACUGGAUGGGAUGCCAGGAUUACUCGAACAAUGCUGAAGAGCGGUUCGAUCACCACGAUCGCUACGACAGAUAUGAUAAUUUCAACAACGGGGUUGAACAACCUCAAGACAUGCGCGACACUUGUGUCUCCCCCCAACGCAGGGCGUACUUACUCGGAGCAGACAAAAGGCACAUGACAUACUCCACCCGAAUGAGGAAAGAAGCAUCAUUAAAAUUUUACGAAAUAAUUAUAACAACGAAUCAGAAUUUGGUAAGUCUGAGGAGCAUUCAUCUGUUGAUCGAAAUGGUUAGCUUGUUUUACAGUUACUUAAUGAAAUUCGUAUUGGUGGGGGGAAAAAAUGAAAAGAUAAACUUCAUGGAACUUUAUCAGCUGAAGAAGGAGGAGUACACAUUUUGUGACGAAUCAAAUUAUCUCUUAUUUUAUAAGUUCAUUUUGGGAAAAUUAAAAAAAAAAAAAAAAAAAAAAGAUGAAAUCUUCUCGGAGGAAGGAAAACAGAUGGAUGUAAUUGGUGUGGAGAAAUCCCAAAGAGGGGAUGAUCACAGUGAGAGGAUGUACGACGCAUCUGACAAUAGUACAAGUUUUGAUUGCGAAAAUGGAGGAGAUGAUUCGAAUGUGGAGGCGCGCGCUCAAAUGGGGGUAGGGACCCCCUGUAAGAGGUACACAGAUCUGGAUAGUUGUUACGGCCACGGGGACACAGUUUAUACUAAGCGAAUUAGCGACUGCACACAGAAGAGUGACGAUGUUGCAAGGCUAAACGGAGGGGAUGAAACUCGUGGCGCGGAUUACACGAAUCGAGUGAGUGAUAAAAGUGGUCAUGUAUUUCAGUGGGGUACCCAUGAUGAGGAGUGUCCCCCCCAGGAGGAGUAUUGUGCUUCUGAGGAUGCGGGUUAUGUGUACCAUGAUGGGGAUUACGUGGAUCGCACCGAUGAGGUGGAUUGUCUUCCUGUGGAAGAGUUGCCAGAAGGAUCAAACACCCUUGGUGAGAAGGAAACCGAAGAAAUGGAAAAUUAUAUAAAACACAUACUUUCGUGUAUUGUAGGAGAGGGGGAUACGUACCUGAAUAUCGAACUUUUGUUUACCCUGCAUACCUUUCAGUUGAGUUACUUAUUCAAUGUAUUAAAGAAGAUAAUAUUAGCGAAGGAUAUCAAAAAUGAAUUCCUUGUCAUGUUAACCUACUGUGGGUAUAAAAUCCAUAACAGGGAAAUUAUCGAAUACUGCUUUUGGAAGUUAGUACGAAUAUUUGAAAGUGAGGAAUUACCAGAAUGUUGGUUGGUAGUGGAUGAUAAGGCAAAGAGUCAGGUGAAAAAAAAAUACAACGAAAUGAGAGAUAAUUUAAGGGUGAUGAAACAGAGGAUGGGAGAAACGGAGAUAGACAUGAAUAAAAGGAAGCAGAGUUGUCUUCUGCAGGGGAAUUGCCUCUACGUUGAUUGCCACGGUGGGAAUUAUGAUGGAUAUAACUACGAUGUAGCGUUUUAUGGACCGCUGAAUAUUUUCAAACCGAAUAAUCACUACAACGUGUGUAACAACAUCACGGAGGUAGACAUGAACAAAGGGAAUUUACAUUUUAACAAGAAUUUAAUUGACAAGAAAAUUUUUUCUCCAUUUAUCGAAAAAACUAAAAAGGAAUUUUAUCACUAUAAUGACAUUCCAAAGGGAUAUGUCAUAAAUGAAAUACAAAGGCUGCGAAAUUUUAGCGAUUAUUACUCCUGUUGCUACAUUUUAAAGACCAAUCAGAAGAAGAAAAUUUUAAUGGGGUUUAAAAAAAAGGGAGAAAAUAAAGUAUACUUGUACAGGUAUGAUAAAAAUAUUAAAAAAAGUUACCAAGGGGGGGAAAAAAAUAAGCCUUUUUUCAACAUUUCCGGUUUUUUAGGAAUUUUAAUUUGCAAUUUUACAGGCAUGAAAAUUAAAAUAUAUGACAAUGGCAUAGCGGAAAAAUAUGCCCAUUUUUUUCCUUCCUUUGAAAGAAAAAAUAUAAUUUCGAUAGGUUUUGAAUCAAAUAUAAUAAGUGAAUUGCCUAGACAUUUUAUAUGUAGUAUUUACAAGCUUAAUAAAGACGUUAAAAUUAUUUACGAAAAUAAAUGUCCAGUUUGGAAUGAUGAGAAGGAAAUUUACGAGUUGCCUUUUUAUGGAAGAGUUAAGUUAGCAAGUGCGAAAAAUUUGCAAUUAAUUUUAAAAAAAUGUGUAAUUUCAAAUGCGCGGAAGGCUUCCUUUGUAGGAAAAACCAUGAACGAUGUUAUUGAGUAUGUUAGCAGUGACACCUUCAGGGGGGAUUCCCCAAUAGCUAACACAUGUGCCAGACGAGGAACAGAUGGUCACCCUCCGCAGGGGCCUCCUACGUGUGCACCCCCCUCGCAUUCUCCCUACGAAGGGAGCUGCACCGGGGAGGGGGACUCAAUUAAGAAAGACGUGCUCAAGAAAAAAUUUCCCUUUGAUGUGAUCACAAAUAAUUUUAAAAAAAAAGAAGAAAAAAAAUUUGAAAUUUUGAACAACGAUGAGGAGGAAAUAUUUUUAAUUUUUGGGAAAAACUCAAAGGAUUACUUCACGCUUGAUUUUCGCCACCCCUUAUCUUCCUUCGAGGCGUUCUCCAUCGCCAUUUCGUCUUUGCUGAAGAAGAAGGCCGUUUCGUAG
This is a messenger RNA of Plasmodium knowlesi strain H, 3348 nucleotides long. RefSeq lists its product as uncharacterized. The transcript has a single exon. The record is from RefSeq and is a predicted model, not a curated record. NCBI's taxonomy places the organism in Eukaryota, Apicomplexa, Aconoidasida, Haemosporida, Plasmodiidae. Bases 1 to 3348 code for a protein of 1115 amino acids.